AUCACAUCAAGGACCCGUCCAUUGCCUUGUCUUCGCAGGGCGUGGUACCCUCUAUUCGCUCCUUUUCUGUUGCUUUCGCUUCAAAAUGGUAGAUAUCGUUCAGGAGGAAAUGCGGCGGACUACAUCAAAUAUCUCACCACAACAAUGAAGCCCGGACGACAUUUGACAAUAGUCAUUAAAAUCGGAACUUCGUCGAUCGUCGAUGAGACUACACACGAGCCUAUCCUUUCUAUUCUGUCAUUGAUUGUCGAGACAGCCAUAAAAUUACGCCGAGAUGGCCAUCGUGUGGUUAUCGUAUCCUCGGGCGCUAUUGGAGUUGGGCUGCAGAGGAUGAACAUGCCUAGACGUCCUAAGCACCUUGCUCAAGUUCAGGCUUUAGCAGCCAUCGGCCAGUCCAGAUUAAUGUCAAUAUGGGAUUCACUAUUCGCCCACAUGAACCAGCCAGUCGCUCAGAUCCUCUUGACAAGGAAUGACAUUGCCGACCGGUCACAGUUCCUCAAUGCGCAGAACACACUAGCAGAGACGUUACAUCUCGGUGUGAUUCCGAUAGUCAAUGAGAACGACACCCUCGCCGUGGCCGAAAUCAAAUUCGGCGACAACGACACCUUAUCCGCGAUCACGGCGGCCAUGGUCCAUGCAGACUAUCUCUUCCUCAUGACCGACGUCGAUUGUCUGUAUGACAAGAACCCGCGAAAGUUCCCAGAAGCGCAGCCUAUCCUGGUCGUCGACGACAUCGACGCUCUUCAAGCCGACGUUUCCUCGGCCGGCUCCGCCCUGGGCACAGGCGGCAUGGCCACCAAGAUCGUCGCCGCACGUCUCGCAACCGCGGCAGGAACGUCGACUAUCAUCACGAAAUCGUCAAAACCAGGCAACAUCGCCUCCAUAAUUCGCCAUCUCCAUCCGCCAACAGAUGAAACAGGUGAUGGUGUUCUCACUAUCCCCGUCCCACCUCUGCACACGCGCUUCGUCCCAUCAAGCACUCCAAUCCGCAAUCGCGCAUUCUGGAUCUUGCACGGCCUCGCCCCUCACGGGACUAUUUAUAUCGACCGCGGCGCGAGCAAUGCACUGGCCAACAAGGCUGGCCUGCUUCCCGUUGGCAUUGUCGCGGUCGAGGGCAACUUUGCACAGCAAGAAGCGGUCAGGCUGGUUGUAGUAGACAAGCAUCCACUCGGCAGCCUCUCACCUAGUGGUGAGUCCAGCACGACGUCAAUGCACCUUGUACUGCGUGGCGAGGAGAUUGGUCGAGCCGUGGUCAAUUACUCGGCCGGCGAGGUGGCGCGGAUCAAAGGCUUACGGAGUAGUGAGAUUCUGGGUAUCCUGGGGUACGCGGAUAGCGAGUACGUUGCGUUCAGGGAGAAUGUGAGUCUCAACGUGACGGACAAGAGCCGGCCAGAGACGCCCAGUGGAUUUCACACGCCGAAUAAAGAGCCGACACCGGAUAGUAGUAUCGCGGAUCUGAGGAUAGGGCAAUGAUGAAUGACCAACAACUGUACUUAUGUUAACGUGUAUUGAGCUGUUUUCAGGAUUCUUCAAUAGCAGCUCAAACGGCGAUUGGGGCUUGACGAAAGCUGACAAUGGUAGUUUCAUCGCAUGUGGUAGCGGAGGGCUUCGUGCAAACAAAUGAUGGUAAUGAUUGACUGAAUACAAAAAACCCUGAACAGUCCAGCCUGCCCUGUAACGUCCCCUUAUUGAUAGUUUACAAUUCGCCAACCAGAAACAAGGAUGCGAAUAUGCUACUUAGGGGCCGAAAGAUACCCUGGACAGUUU
Molecule: messenger RNA, 1767 nt
Organism: Exophiala viscosa
Lineage: Eukaryota; Fungi; Ascomycota; Eurotiomycetes; Chaetothyriales; Herpotrichiellaceae
Product: glutamate 5-kinase
Exons: 3
Coding region: 145-1473 (442 amino acids)
Cellular component (GO): cytoplasm; cytosol
Molecular function (GO): RNA binding; ATP binding; glutamate 5-kinase activity
Source: RefSeq, a predicted model, not a curated record